This is a messenger RNA of Cantharellus anzutake, 1799 nucleotides long. RefSeq lists its product as uncharacterized. The record is from RefSeq and is a predicted model, not a curated record. NCBI's taxonomy places the organism in Eukaryota, Fungi, Basidiomycota, Agaricomycetes, Cantharellales, Hydnaceae. The transcript has 3 exons. Bases 97 to 1767 code for a protein of 556 amino acids.
AUAGGUGCACUACAAAACCUUGUUAACACUCAACUGCACGUCGUCUCUCGUCUCUCUCUCUCUCUCCCUCCCGCCCUCCCGUCCCUUCCUCUGCCGAUGCCCAUUGCCCCUCUCAUCCCAACAUGGACAUCGAUUACUGCUCAGUUUGUUAUAAACAUAUCUCGCAUCAUGCAGUCUUCCGCCAACAACUACAAGCCCCUCAAGAUUACUAUGCCUCGUUACGAUUUACCCCUUCCUCUCAACACUUCAUCUUCUAGUCGUGGUGUUCGUUACCCAUAUUCCCAAAUGUCUUCUCCAAUGGACGACGUUAUUCCACCUUUUCCCUCUACUCGUCUUGCCCACAACAAACACCGACGUUCCUCGCCUGAACAACUCGCUCGAGACAUGGCAGCGAUUGAAGAAUCGUUUGCGGAUGCCUCGAUGUGUCCUACAAGGACACCCGCCGCUAUUACUACUUCAAGUAAUCGUACACACGUCCGGUCAACGACAACAAAAUGGAAAGGCGGAAAGGAUGAAAAUGGAAUUGCUCAUUGGGUAGCCGAUGUUCAAUGCGGUGGCCGUGGUCCCAACAAUAAUAACGUCCACCCCAACCAACGUUCGACUGCGCAGGAACGACAAGUCAGCGCGGUCGCACCAUCUGUCUCUGCGCCAGCCCCAGCUCGACAUGCUCUAAAUCCUAGUGCUUCACCUACACAACUACGUUCCAAUCCCCACAACGAUCCUCAUCAUCCUCAUCCCCACCAUAACCAUCAUAGAGCUCCGUCAUUCGCACUCUCACCUCGAGUGCUGGCGCCUCCCGCUCUGUCCACACAUCCCUCAUUUGAAGGUCAUGGUACGAAUUCACGUUCGGAAUUUGAUUAUUACUCUGGAGGUGAUGAUGACGAUGAUUUUGAGGAUUUUGAUGAGGAUGUCUUGACGGCCUUUUCAUCGGGGGUGAGCACCAGGACGACUACGACAACUACGACGAGUGUCAGCGGAAGUCAGAGAAACGGCAAUCUUUCUUCUUCCACCAAGAUGAGCGUGAAGGAUUCGCAAGUCACCGUACACCCGACUGCGAACCGAUCCGUCCCACCUUCACCCGUCACCCCCUUCACUCUGUCCCCUGCACCCGCCUCUAUCACACCCGCGCCCCUUUCACCUAACCUCAAUACUCACACCACCCAUCCCUCACACGCACACGCACAUCAUCCUCACCCCAACCCUCAUCAUCAUUAUCAUCACCAACAUCAAAAUCCUCCGUCCGCACUAACGCAAAGGCUUUGGCCACCUGCUGCUACCAAUGCUGGCGUUGGUAAGGGCGUGAAUGCUAAUGGUGGCGCUAUUGCCCAACAGCAACGAACACGACGCAAAAAGACAACCUUCCAACUUGGAGGUUCCUCAUCCCCGUUCGAUUCUUCUGAUUCAGAGGACGGGGGUUCGUGGUAUUCGGGGUCUGACUCGGCCUCUGGGUCUGGGUCUGAUGGGGACAGGCGGCCCGUCCCUCAACCUAAUCAUCAUCAUCAUCAUCAACAGCAGCAGCAGCAGCACUACUUGAAUCCUGUUGGUCCGCAGCCACGACGAGGGGGGAAUGAGACAGUUGGGAUGAAAGUGAUGAGUGUUUAUGAAGCGGGGUUGAGUGAUGAGGCUGUUUGGGCAAGCAGGGGGAGGACGAGCGGGAGGAGGUAUCCUCCAUCCCAUCCUGCUCAUCCUACUACUGCCGCUAGCACGGCAGCCAGUGGAGUAGCCCUCGUGCCUUCUGCGGGUGUUGGGAGGCGGGUGUUUGUAUAGAUGUGCCCCCUCUCCCCCCCCCCCCCCCCUUC